Messenger RNA from Pieris macdunnoughi, 1626 nucleotides. NCBI's taxonomy places the organism in Eukaryota, Metazoa, Arthropoda, Insecta, Lepidoptera, Pieridae. The record is from the annotation of a GenBank genome assembly.
AUGAUGGAUACAACCUCUAAUUUGAUUGUUUCCUCACCAAAUAUUAAAUAUACUGACGAUUUUAUCUAUUCAGACUAUGAAUACGAGGAUACUCUUGUUACUAGAAAUAAGAAUGAGCUAGUGGCAAAACCAUACCGAACAUCACUUCAAAUUAAAACAGAGAGGAAGAUUGGCAGGGUUGGUGUCAUGUUGGUAGGCUGGGGUGGAAAUAAUGGAUCCACCUUCACAGCAGCAGUACUGGCCAACAGACAUCAACUUUCAUGGAAUACAAGAAAUGGAAAACUAGAUUCUAACUGGCUUGGAUCAAUCACACAAGCAUCUACAGUUCGUCUAGGACUAGAUGAAAAAGGGAAUGAUGUAUUUGUCAAAAUGUCCCAACUGUUGCCUAUGGUACAUCCAGAUGAUCUAGUUAUCGAUGGGUGGGACAUAAGUCCUUUGAACCUUGCGGAGUCAAUGGUACGGGCGAAAGUCAUCGACUAUGAUCUUCAGCAGAAGUUGAAGAAAGAGAUGUCAGCUAUGAAGCCUAGACCAGCUAUUUAUGACCCUGACUUUAUUGCAGCUAAUCAGGCUGACAGAGCAACGAACCUCAUCCGCGGUACGCGCUAUGAGCAGUACCUACAGAUUCGUGCAGAUAUCAAGAACUUCCGCGACAAGAAGAAGUUGGAUAAGGUCAUUGUACUCUGGACAGCUAAUACUGAAAGGUUCUGCGAAGUGCGGCCAGGUGUACAUGAUACAGAUGAGAAUUUGGAGAAGGCGCUCCGUGCUAAUGAUUCUGAGAUUUCGCCUUCUACAAUCUUUGCUAUGGCCGCUAUUGAUGAAGACUGUUGCUACAUCAACGGAUCGCCACAGAACACAUUAGUCGCUGGUGUGGUCGAAAGGGCGGAAAAACGUGGCGUUUUUGUUGCUGGCGAUGAUUUUAAGUCCGGACAGACGAAGCUUAAAUCUGUGCUUGUCGAUUUUCUUGUGUCUGCUGGUUUAAAACCAGUAUCUAUCGUGAGCUACAAUCACCUCGGUAACAAUGAUGGAAAGAAUCUCUCAGCUCCCAAACAGUUCCGAUCCAAAGAGAUAACAAAGAGCAACGUUGUGGAUGACAUGGUGGAAUCGAAUCGCAUUUUGUACGCGGAAGGCGAGAAGCCAGAUCACGUGGUGGUUAUUAAAUAUGUGCCGUAUGUUGGUGACUCCAAGCGAGCAAUGGACGAGUAUACUUCGGAAAUCCUCCUACACGGAACAAAUACUAUCGUGGUCCACAACACGUGUGAGGAUUCCUUGCUAGCAGUUCCACUCAUUUUGGAUUUGGUGGUGCUGGCUGAGUUAUUCACUCGCCUGUCUUUCAGACCUAAUGUCAAUCAAGAAUGGACCCCAAUGCACGCGGUUUUGUCCCCUCUAGCCUAUCUCCUGAAGGCGCCCUUAGUUCCCCCGGGAACACCCGUUGUCAACGCCCUGUUCAAGCAGAGGGCCUGUAUCGAUAACAUAAUGAGGGCCUGCCUCGCACUUCCACCUGUCCAUCAUAUGCAGUUGGAACAUAAGGUUCCAUUUUUGAUGUCCGAUUUGAAGUCUGGCGCGAUGUUCGCUUCAUCACCGCCAUUGAAGAAGCAAAAAUUGGCCCACGAAAAUGGCGAUCAUUAA